UCAGUUCAUGGAAGGCCAAGAUGCCCGUCACACGCGACGUCCUUCGAAGCUUCGGCCGUUCCGCCAGGACAACCCUGCUGGCUGACACCGCAACUUCUGCAGCAGUGAGGGCGAAGGUCGAGGACUUCAGGGCCGGCGAGAAGUGGGCAAAGAACUUCGUGAAGCGCAACAACAUCCACAGCGUGCGACUUCAUGGCGAGGCUGGUAGCGUCAACAUGGCGGCUAUCAAGGAGGGCAUGGACGAAGUCAGGGCCCUUUGCGCGAAGUACCCGGCUAGGUUCAUCUUCAACGUCGACGAGACAGGCCUCCAGUGGAAGCUCCUGCCCAGGCGCACGUACCUUUCCACCUCGGAGGAUCGGAAGACGGCGCGGGGUUCAAAGAGCAUGUACUUCAAGGACCGACUGUCUGCCUUCAUGUGCUGCAACGCCGACGGCACUGCGAAGGUUGACAUGGCCAUCAUCGGGAGGGCAAAGGAACCCCGCUGCUUCAAGAGCGCGCCUUCACCUCUCAAGUACUACUCGCAAACCAACGCGUGGUCCGACUCUGCGACGUUCCUCAAGUGGUGGCUUCAAGUCUUCCUCCCGUUCGUUCGGCGCUUCACUCACGAACCUGUGCUGCUGCUGAUGGACGGCUGUGCCUCUCACGGUGAUCUCGUGGAUGACCGGGGGCAAGUGACCGUCAAGUUCUACCCUCCGAAGUGCACCUCCGUACACCAGCCCAUGGAUCUGGGGAUCAUUGCCAAGACGAAAGUGGUCUUCAGGAAGGAGUUGCUCGACGUGAAGACAUCAACUAUGUUGGUGGCUGACACACUUCGCGCCCAGGCGAAAGCCCGCAAGAUGAAGACCGGGACAAUGGGGCUGGCGCAAGGGCACCAACCUCAUCUGCGGGACGCCGCAGAACUUCUCAAGAAAGCAUGGGCCAGCAUCACCGCCCAGGAUAUCGCCAGGUGCUUUGUCAAGGCCGACACGCUUCCGUCAGAGAUGGCGGCUGAGCUCACCACACAACACGGAAAGACCCGGUUCAGCAUCGCCGAGCCUGACCUGAAGGCUCUCACGGAGACCGUCAACAAGUUGAGCACGAGCGUCGGCGAAGCGCAAAAGCAAGGAGCCGGCAUCGUAGACGAGGAAAUCAGCGAGCUCUUCGCAGAACUCGACAUCGAACCCGGAAAGCCGGUCGAGGAAGAAGCGGUGAGCGCGAUUCGGGGGUGGGCUACCAUCGAGGACGACGAGGAGGUGACGGAGGCUCUUCGACUGGACGCAGCGGACGAAAUGGCGGAACUGCUAGCUGGAAUGCAAGUGACUACCGGCGGUGAUGAGGAGGACGAAGUGGAGGGCAGUGACGAUGACAACUCGGGGCCCGAGCGCCGUGCUCCACCCGAUUAUACUGAGCUGUCGCCUCACUUCAGCGUCCUGGAAGCGGCAGCAGAUGAGAGUGGCAACGCAGACGCGGCGUUCUUCCUAACGAAAGCGAAGAUGGCGAUGAUUGCAGCGCAUUCCGCUAGGCGGGUGCGCCAGGCAGACAUGAGAGAGUUUGUUGCUGGUACAGAGUAAGGUUGAAGGGCAGCUGGUGUUGCAAUGUUGCAAUGGUUGAUUGCUUUUCUUCCGGUGCGCUUCCUGUCAUGUUUUUCUUUGUCACCGUUUUUUCUUGUCACAUCCAAGGGGGUGCGCCAGGCAGACAUUACCGAAUUGCUGCUACCUUGCGAGGGCGGGGAGAACAGCUGUGGUAGAGUACAGUACUUAUGUAAUGGUCAUUUAUUUUCCGUGCGGUGCGCUUCCUGUCGUGCUUGUGUUCUUGGGGUUGUUUUGAUUCUUUCUUGCGACAUCCAAGGGCGCCAGGCAGACGUUACAGAAUUGCUGCUAUCAUACGUUGCGAGGGCGGGGAGAACAGCUGUGAAUGUGGCGUCCUGCAGCAGCGGGGGUGGCGGUGCUGCUGUAGCUCGUAGACUUUGUAGUCUACCACAGAGGUUACACUGCUGUCACCGCUCUAUCACAGAGAGAGGUUGGUCUACACUGCUGUGAGAUCGGUAGGCCCGAGCGAGCUCUGGAAAGAGAAAUGUAGAUAGAUUGUCUUAUCAACUGACUCCCUGGUCAGGCUUUGAUGGGUGCUAGAUGAGAGUGAGCACAAGGGGCGAAGGCGCGCUUGUGUCUCAUCUCAACAACGAAAC
Molecule: messenger RNA, 2164 nt
Organism: Ectocarpus sp. CCAP 1310/34
Lineage: Eukaryota; Phaeophyceae; Ectocarpales; Ectocarpaceae
Source: the annotation of a GenBank genome assembly